AUGACGCGCGCGCAGCAGACCCUCUCUGUCCUUCUCCUCGUCUCCUCCCUUUACCUCAGUCUCUACCUUGGCCUUGUUCCCCUGAACGAAACUGUCCAGAACGAAAUCAUCCCCGUGCUUCCCUUCUGGGCGAUUAUUUGUUUCGGAGCCUACCUACUCGGCCGCCUGGGUCUUGCGAUCUUCACCUUCAACGACGUCCCCGAGGCACACGCAGAGCUGCAGAAGGAGAUCGAACUGGCUAAAGUUGAGCUGCGCCAGGGCAAGGUGGACAUCGACUAA
This is a messenger RNA of Penicillium angulare, 279 nucleotides long. RefSeq names its product dolichol-phosphate mannosyltransferase subunit 3. The coding region runs from base 1 to 279 and encodes 92 amino acids. NCBI's taxonomy places the organism in Eukaryota, Fungi, Ascomycota, Eurotiomycetes, Eurotiales, Aspergillaceae. The transcript is spliced from 3 exons. Gene Ontology annotation, cellular component: endoplasmic reticulum membrane; dolichol-phosphate-mannose synthase complex. The record is from RefSeq and is a predicted model, not a curated record. Gene Ontology annotation, biological process: GPI anchor biosynthetic process.